ACAAAUAUCUUCUUUUUUGGUCAAAACUCAAAAGCAAAGAUCUUUGUAUCUAAUAAGUAUAUGUUGUUUGACAAAAAAAAGUUAAGUAUAUGUUAAGUUAGCUGAGCAGAAAAUUAAAAAAAAAUGUGGUUUCUAUAGGUUACAUUUAUUGCAGCAUCAAUACAUGCCAAGUUAAGAUUUGACUAUACAACAAAUGUUGUUGAAGAAUUAUACGUUUUUUACUAGCUUUAAAAAAAAAUUAAAUUACCGAAAUUAAAUUUUUACAUGUAAACUUUUUGGCCGUUACAACUAGCUUGUAUUAUCUUUUUCUUCUUAAAUUAGAAAAUAAGAUAGCCACCACUUACCAGAGAGAGGCAUCUUUAAUAGAAGGAAACAAGAGAAGUUCUCUGUAUCUAGAGAGAGAAAGAUGGGUGUAGUCGAGGAAGCUCACAACGUGAAGGUGAUUGGCACAGGAACUCAAGCAACGAUCGUAUUAGGUCACGGGUUCGGCACGGACCAGUCAGUAUGGAAACACCUGGUCCCACAUCUGCUCGAAGAUUACCGCAUCGUUCUCUACGACAACAUGGGAGCCGGUACGACUAACCCAGACUACUUUGACUUCGAUCGUUACUCAACUCUCCAAGGUUACUCCUUUGAUUUGAUCGCAAUCUUGGAAGAUCUUCACAUUGAGUCUUGUAUCUUUGUUGGUCACUCUGUUUCUGCCAUGGUUAGUCUCUUGGCUUCUCUUAACCGACCUGAUCUCUUCUCCAAAAUCGUCAUGAUCUCUGCUUCCCCAAGGUACGUGAACGAUGUUGAUUACCAAGGUGGAUUCGAGCAAGACGACUUAAACCAACUCUUCGAAGCAAUGGGAAGCAACUACAAAGCGUGGUGUUUAGGUUUCGCACCACUCGCGGUCGGCGGCGACAUGGACUCAGUCGCGGUUCAAGAAUUCAGCAGAACACUCUUCAACAUGCGUCCAGACAUAGCUCUAUCUGUGGCUCAGACCAUUUUCCAAAGCGACAUGAGACAGAUCUUACCUUUUGUAGCUGUCCCUUGUCACAUCCUCCAAAGCGUCAAGGACUUAGCCGUACCAGUCGCAGUCUCUGAGUAUCUUCACACCAAUCUUGGAUGUGAAUCUGUUGUUGAGGUUAUACCUUCAGAUGGUCAUCUCCCUCAGCUUAGCUCGCCGGACUCUGUUAUUCCUGUGCUCCUCCGUCACAUUCGUAAUGACAUCGCUGUCUGAUUGGUGGGGAAGUGAUUUUAAAUUAAUUAAUGGAAAAUUAAUAUCUGAUGUGAUAUGUCUGUCUAUUGAGAAUAUAUUGUCUCGGUGUCGUUUAGUUCUUGGAUUAUAUUUGCUCGUUGUUGUUGUUCUUAUCUUUGUUUAACGAAAAGUCUUUUGUCUUUUGUGUCCAGCUUUGCUCGACCUCACUAUCGCUGUUCUCAUAUAAUGUCCAUGUAAUACUGAUCUUCGUAAUCGACGGUCCACUAGUGAAUUAUUUCAAGUGUAGUGCUA
Molecule: messenger RNA, 1492 nt
Organism: Brassica napus (rape)
Lineage: Eukaryota; Viridiplantae; Streptophyta; Magnoliopsida; Brassicales; Brassicaceae
Product: probable esterase KAI2
Exons: 2
Coding region: 407-1222 (271 amino acids)
Biological process (GO): response to karrikin
Source: RefSeq, a predicted model, not a curated record